GCACGACUUGUCACUUUGCUCAUCCACCGCUCGCGGGCCCAUGACCAAGCCUUGCCGUCGGCCCGGCCGCCUAUUGGUCAAUCCGACUGGUCUCUGUCCCUGACCGUGACGAGGCGUAGGUAUAUCCCAAACUCUGCGGGCAUCGCGCCCAGUCGUCCGGUGCGUUGCACUGCCUCGAGUCCUUGGCUUUGCCUUCCUCCGUGGACGAUGUGAGCCUCCGGGGGCCGCCGCUGCUAUCGGCGCCUCGUGGUUGGAUGAGGUGGCGCACUCGGCUUGGCCGUCGUUCGCUUCCUGUUCCGUCCGGCAUUGCCCGCGCGCGACGCGACGGCGAGCUUCAUCUUCAUGCUCGGAGCCAACGCGGUCACGGUGCCGGCGCCCACGUCCGCCGGCGGCCGCGCGCAGGAUGCCAGAGUAUGACCAUUCCUUCAAUGCGUAACAUUCGGGGCGAGGGGAAUACAAAAACGCUGGACGGCCUCGCGGGAAUAUACAGCAAUCUCACGCUGAGCCUCAUCAAUGAAAUCUCCUUUUGCUGUCUGCCGUAGUUACUGCCUCGGCCAGGGUGGGUGGUCGAGACGUCAAGCGCGACACGAGACACGUUCAUAGCUGCGAGCCCGAGGCAUACACAUCGUAUACACAUCACCAGACCCCCGCGUUCACGUCGGCCAUGGCGCCCUUCCUCGAGCCGCUGCGAGGGGAGAGCGGCGCGGGCCACCUGUUGCCAGGCCAGACCCCAGAUCCCACCGCUCGGCUCAAUGGAGAGACACAGACACCGCUUACCAUCCAAGACUGGCUGGGCGUGCAGACCAAGGGCAAGGCUCUGCAGCGCCUCUUGGCCCUCGUCGAGGCAGAACGCGCCGCCAAUGACCACACUCGUGCCUGGAUCUCUCUUGCGAGUCCCGCCCAAUUACAAGCGCAAUGGGAUCGACUUCAGGCACGCGUCCAGCAGGGCUCCGAGGCUCUACUCCAUCUGUAUGGCGUCCCCUUCGCCGUCAAGGACAACAUCGACGUCGCCGGGUUCCCGACCACGGGGGCGUGCCCGGCCUUUUCGAGCCAGCCGGCCGCCGAGGAUGCCCCCGUCGUCGCCCGGCUCAAGGCCGCCGGCGCCGUCGUCGUCGGCAAGACGAACCUGGACCAGUUCGCGACCGGCCUGGUGGGCACGCGGUCGCCGUACGGCGCCGUGCCAAACAGCUUCGACGCCGCGCGUGUAAGCGGCGGCUCCAGCUCCGGCAGCGGUGUCGUCGUCGCCCGCGGCGCCGUGCCCUUUUCCCUCGGCACAGACACGGCGGGCUCCGGUCGAGUCCCCGCGGGCUUCAACAACAUUGUCGGACUGAAGCCCACGCGCGGAGCCCUCAGCGCCCGGGGCGUGCUCCCGGCCUGCCGGACGCUCGACUGCGUCUCCAUAUUCGCCCUUACCGCCGGGGACGCCGAGGCGGUCCUGUCCAUAGCCGAAGGAUACGAUUCCAAGGAUGCAUACUCGCGGGCGCGGCCUUCCUGUCAGGGUCCCUCGUCGGAACCCAGGUUUGGCAUGCAAUCCUCGCAACUAAAGUCCCCGUCGCUGGCCAUCUGCAUGCAGCCCGACUGGCAUGGCCGAACGGACCACUCCCCCGCAUACGACGCGGCACUCGACAAGGCGCGAGGUCUCGGCUGGGAGCUCACGCCUGUCGACUUCACCGCCCUCUUCUCCCUCGCGAAGCUCUUGUAUGAGGGCCCUUGGGUCGCCGAGCGGUACGCAGCCGUGCGCAACUUCAUCGAGCGCUCCCCUGAGGAGAUGGACCCCGUCGUCCGCGCCAUUGUAUCCAAGGCGCGCAACUUCACCGCCGCGGACGCUUUCGCGUGCGAGUACAAGCGCCAGGACCUGGCUCGUGAAAUUGAGGCCGUGUUCCAGUCUUUCGAUGCCAUAUUGGUCCCCACGACGCCGACGUUCCCAACCUUGGAGCAGCUGCGUGCCGAGCCCGUGUUGGAGAACUCGCUCCUGGGCACAUACACCAACUUUGUCAACUUUCUCGACUGGAGCGCCAUUGCCAUCCCCGCAGGCUUCAGGGCCGAUGGCCUCCCCUUUGGCAUCACCCUGAUAUCAAACGCUUGGCAGGAGCCUCAGCUCCUGCGCCUCUCGCAGCAGUGGAUGUCCGGCGCCCCGCGGCGGCUGGGGGCGACCAAGGCUCAUCGCGGAGCCGAGGGCGGCGUGCUCGCGAAGCUGCCGCACGACAGUGCCUGGACUCCGAUUGCCGUUGUUGGCGCGCACCUGACGGGCUUCCCGCUCAACAAGGACUUGACUUCGAGGGGCGCCCGCUUCGAGUGCGCAACAGCCACUUCCGACACGUACAAGCUGUACGAGCUCCCGUCGGCCUCCGGAGUCAAGAAACCCGGGCUGGAGAGGGUCACGGCUCCAGGGCAGGGCCAGCCUGUUGCCGUCGAGGUGUGGCGGAUGCCGCAACCCGCCGUCGCGAGCUUCCUGGCCACCAUUCCUUCGCCCUUGGCGAUUGGAUCCGUCGAGCUGCAGGACGGCCGCUGGGUCCGUGGAUUCGUGUGCGAACCCUGGGGCCUGCAGGGUGCAAAGGACAUCACCGCCUUUGGUGGCUGGAGAGCGUACAUGGAGCACCACACGCUCUGCAACGGCAUCUGCAGGAACGGCUCAGGCCCGUGUCGUCCGGCCCCGUCAAAGUCCAUCGCGAGAGUCCUCAUCGCCAACAGGGGCGAGAUUGCUGUCCGCAUCAUUCGGUCGCUGCGCAAGCUCAACAUCGAAGCCAUCUCCAUCUACUCGGAUGCCGACGUCGCCUCGCCGCAUGUCCGCGACGCGGACGUGGCCCUACGACUCCAAGGGAACUCGGUGGCCGAGACGUACCUCGACGCCAAACAGGUCCUGCGACUGGCAAAGUCGUCGCAGGCCGACGCCGUAAUCCCGGGCUACGGCUUCCUGUCUGAGAAUGCCGAGUUUGCCGCCGCGGUCGAAGCGGAAGGCCUGGUAUGGAUAGGGCCCACGCCCAGCCAAAUGUCCGACCUGGGGCUCAAGCACCGCGCCAGGGAAAUCGCCAACAGGUCGGGCGUCUGCGUAGUGCCCGGCAGCUCGGGCCUGCUGGUCUCCGUCGAGGAGGCUCGUCGCGAGGCGGAGCAGAUUGGGUUUCCGUUGAUGCUCAAGAGCACGGCGGGCGGCGGCGGCAUCGGACUGCGCCAAUGCAACGACCUUGACGGUUUCGAUGACGCCUUUGAUGCCGUGCAGCGACUUGCGUCGGCCAACUUUGGAGAUUCCGGCGUCUUCCUCGAGCGAUACAUUGAGAACGCGCGGCACAUAGAGGUCCAGAUUCUGGGCGACGGCAAGGGGAGGGUCAUGGCCGCCGGCGAGCGCGACUGCUCCCUCCAGCGAAGACACCAAAAGAUUGUCGAGGAGAGCCCUCCGUUUGGUGUUCCCGCCCACGUCCGCGCCAAGAUGAGGGCGGCGACGGUCCGGCUGGCGUCUUCGGUCAGCUACCGCAACGUCGGCACCGUCGAGUUCAUCUACGACGUGGAUUCGCAGGACUUCUUCUUCCUCGAGGUCAACACCCGCCUGCAGGUCGAGCAUCCCGUCACGGAAGCCGUUACGGGGCUGGAUCUGGUCGAGCAAAUGGUCAACAUUGCCAACGGUGACUGCCACGACCUGUUUGGCCGCGACGCUGCGAGCGUUGCUGUCGAGGGUGCUUCCAUGGAAGUCCGACUGUAUGCGGAGAGCCCGCUUCAAAACUUCCGGCCCUGCUCUGGCACCAUCAGCAAGCUGCAGUUUCCUCCCGGGCUACGGGUGGACACCUGGGUCGAAGCCGGAACGGAAAUCUCUACGCGCUACGAUCCCCUCGUAGCCAAGCUCAUCGCCACCGGACAUGACAGGGCGGACUGCCUGCAGAAGCUGGCGGAUGGCCUUGCCCAGACCGAAAUCGUCGGCGUCCAGACCAACCUGGAGUACCUCCGCCAGAUUGUGUCAUGGCCGCUGUUUCGAUCCGGAGACUGCACCACAAAGUCUCUGGACUCGUUUCAAUUCCGCUCCCCCAACGUCGAGGUGGUGCAAGCGGGGGCCAUGACCACGAUUCAAGACUUCCCGGGACGGACCGGGUAUUGGAACGUUGGCAUCCCGCCCUCCGGGCCCAUGGACCACCUGUCGUUUCGAGUCGCCAACCGCCUCGUGGGCAAUGGGCCAGACGCCGCUGCCAUCGAGUGCACGCUCCAAGGACCGACGCUCAAGUUCCACUGCGACACGGUCGUGGCGGUCACCGGCGGCACGGCUCCCGUCACGCUCGAUGGCGGGCACAUCCCAUCCAACCGAGCGGUCCCAGUCCAGGCAGGGCAAACUCUUGCCAUUGGAACGGUAGAGAGCGGUUAUCGCAUCUACGUUGCGAUAGCCGGCGGCCUCGACGUCCCAAAGGUAAUGGGCAGCCGUGCAACAUUCGAGGUCGGCAACCUGGGUGGAAAGGACGGCGGAAAGCUGCAGGCCCGCGACUUCAUCCCUUUAGGGACCAUGACGGCCUCCCACACGAACUCGCACGCAGGGUCCGUCGCCCCCGCCAUCCCGCUCCCGACGCAUCCCGGAGCCUGCUGGACCAUUGGCGUGGUUCCGGGCCCCCAUGGCGCCCCAGACUACUUCACCCAGGAGGGGCUCGCCGCCUUGUUCUCAGGAGAGUGGCGAGUUCACCACAACAGCAACCGUCUGGGCGUCCGCUUGACGGGCCCGCGGCCGGCGUGGGCGCGUCAGACCGGCGGGGAGGCUGGGCUGCACCCGUCCAACAUCCACGAUAGCCCAUACUCGAUCGGCAGCGUCAGCUUCACCGGCGACGAGGCCGUCGUCCUCGCCUGCGACGGCCCAAGUCUGGGGGGCUUUGUCGUGUUCUGCGUCGUGGCGUCGGCGGAGAUGUGGAAGCUGGGCCAAGUCCGUCCCGGGGACGCCAUCCGCCUGCAGGCCGUCACUACCGAGGCGGCCGCCCAGAUGGACGACGCGCUGUCCCGUGCGAUUGAAGACUUGAAAGAGUACCCUCGAGUGGAGGACUUUUGUCCUGAGCCGGCGCAGAUUGACUACUCUUCAGCCAUCGUCGGCAAACUCGACCGCCCUGACGGAAGGGUGGUUGCUCGCCAGGCCGGGGACCGGUCCAUGAUUGUCGAAUUCGGGGAGCGAGAGAUUUUCGACAUGGCCCAGAGUUUCAACAUCCAUGCCUUUUGCGAGAACCACGCCCAGCGCCCCAUCUGUGGCGUAGAAGAGGUCACCCGCGGCGUGCGGACCGUUCAUCUCAUCUACCGCGCUGGGCUGGCGCCGCAAACCAUCUUCGACCGGCUAUGCCAACACUUGUCGUCUUAUCGAGUGCCCCGGCGAGUGCAGUCGCGUACCUUGACUCUGCCGCUCGCCUUUGACGAUUCGGUAAGCAAGGCCGCCGUGGAGCGCUAUGCCGCGACGAUCCGGUCCGAGGCGCCAUGGCUGCCCAGCAACGUCGAGUUUCUCGAGAAACUCAACGGCCUGGACGACAUCUCGCGCCUAAUGCAGGACGCGACGUUUCUUGUCCUCGGCCUCGGCGAUGUGUUCCUGGGCUCUCCGUGCGCGGUGCCGCUCGACCCCCGCCACCGCCUUUUCGGGACAAAGUACAACCCAUCUCGGUCGUUUACGCCUCGCCGCUCGGUAGGCAUCGGCGGCCAGUACAUGUGCAUCUACGCGACCGACUCCCCCGGCGGCUACCAGCUCGUGGGCAGAACGGUGGACAUUUGGGACGCUGGGGCGGUCUCGGCGGAAAAGAAGUCGCCGAGCUCUUCGUCCGAUCCGUGGAUGUUUCAACCCUUUGAUCGCAUCAGGUUCUACCCAAUGUUGGAAUCGGAGCUCGAUGCCACACCCGCGUCGCAGCUUGUCCGCGUGACGGAGGAUGAGCUGGAUCUGGACGAGUACGAGUCCUGGAUGGCGCACCAUCAGGACGAAAUCAACGCGGUUGCCGCCCAACGAGCAGAGUCCAUCUCGAGCGCUCCGUUCCUCGAGGAGCUGCGCCAGCCCUAUAAGCCAAAGGCCGUCGCCGCAAACGGCCACGCGGAGGACACCGCAUGCAACGGCCUUUCGCUGAGUGCGGGAGCGCACAGAGUCAAGGCCAUGAUGCCCGGGCGCUGCUACAACUUUGCUGUCCGGGACGGCGCCCGGGUCUGCAAAGGAGAUGUACUGAUGUGGAUUGAAUCAAGUAAAAUGGAAAUUCAGAUUCGCAGCUCGUUUAGCGGGCGCUGCACCGGCGUUCGGGUCAAGGAGGGGAGUCUGGUAGAUGCUGGCGAGGUGCUUGUCAUGAUUGAGCCCGACGGCGACGGUCCGUCGGGCGUAUGAACUGUAUUACAUGUAGCUAAGAUUUAAUGAAAGGUAGACGAGAAACGACAUGAGAUGCAGACG
This is a messenger RNA of Purpureocillium takamizusanense, 6367 nucleotides long. RefSeq lists its product as uncharacterized. Gene Ontology annotation, cellular component: mitochondrion. NCBI's taxonomy places the organism in Eukaryota, Fungi, Ascomycota, Sordariomycetes, Hypocreales, Ophiocordycipitaceae. Gene Ontology annotation, molecular function: methylcrotonoyl-CoA carboxylase activity; metal ion binding; urea carboxylase activity. The record is from RefSeq and is a predicted model, not a curated record. The coding region runs from base 665 to 6304 and encodes 1879 amino acids. The transcript is spliced from 2 exons.